This is a messenger RNA of Dermatophagoides pteronyssinus (European house dust mite), 1477 nucleotides long. Its product is annotated as beta-1,3-galactosyltransferase 5-like. The record is from RefSeq and is a predicted model, not a curated record. Gene Ontology annotation, molecular function: hexosyltransferase activity. NCBI's taxonomy places the organism in Eukaryota, Metazoa, Arthropoda, Arachnida, Sarcoptiformes, Pyroglyphidae. Gene Ontology annotation, cellular component: Golgi membrane. Gene Ontology annotation, biological process: protein O-linked glycosylation.
AUACAUCCAAUCCAUGAUUUUUUUUUUGGUUUGGAAAAAUUUUCCCGAAAAAAAAACAAACAAAAAACUAAAAAAUUUACAUUGAAAUUUUUGAUUGUUUGAAAGUUUGUUUUUCUUAAAACACAGCCUCAAUCACUGUGUGAUCCAUUCGAAUAGGACGUUUCAGAAAAAAAAAUUUUAUUGGCGUUUUCUAUUUUUUUUAUUAUUUACCGUUAUUUUUCAAUGUUUGUCUUAAGAUAAAAAUCGUGACAAUUGCUAACCAUAAAACUCAAAAUACCAUCACAUUUAAAUGGGUUUAUCCAAAUUGAAAACAAAUUCUUUGAUCAUAAUAAUACUCAUUUCAUUUGUUUUAUUACAAAUUUUCUCUUUAAAUGAUCAUAAUGUUAAUAUUGAUGAUGAUGAUGAUGAUGGCCAUAAUGAACAUUCGAAAUUCAAACGAAAAUUUUUACCAAUUCGAAAUGAUCAAAAUAAUCGAUCAAAAAUGAUGAAUUAUUCAAUCAAAAUUGAUGAUAAUAUAACAACAUUAUUGAAUUUGAAAGAUUUUCGAUUUCUAAUCAACGAACCAAAUAUUUGUAAAUCGAUCGAUAAUGAUGAUGAACAAAAUUCUCAUUUAUUUCUAGCCAUAUUUAUUCAUAGUGCAACAAAUAAUUUCGAUAAACGUAAUACAAUAAGAAAAACAUGGGGUAAUCAUUCAUUUUGUUAUGGUAUUGAAAAUUUAAAUAUUCGAUUGGUAUUUAUGUUGGGAAUAACCGAAAACGAAACAAUUCAAAAUCAAAUCGAACAAGAAAGUCAAAUACAUGGUGACAUAAUACAAGGUUCAUUUCUUGAUACAUAUCGUAAUAUAACCUAUAAACAUUUAAUGGGUUUAAAAUGGAUCAAUCAUUUUUGUCCAUAUGCAUCAUAUAUACUCAAAGCUGAUGAUGAUAUAUUUGUUGAUGUUCAUCAAUUAAUUUAUUAUUUACGUGGAAAAUUUGGUGAUCAUCCACAACGUUUAAUGGCCUGUUAUGUUAAUAAACAAAGUCGUGUUGCACGUAGCUAUCGUAGUAAAUGGCGUGUUAGCUAUAAGGAAUAUUCUGAACAUUAUUAUCCAGCAUAUUGUGAUGGUUGGACAAUUAUAAUGUCAAAUGAUAUUACAUUAGAUCUAUAUCGAAUUGCUAAUAAUAGACCAUUAUUUUGGAUCGAUGAUGUAUUUAUAUCCGGUAUAUUAGCAAAUGAUCUACAAAUUGUUCAUUAUGAUUUUAGUAAAUCAAUUAAUUGUUAUCGAAAUGAAAAAGUAAAUAAUUGGCUAACAAAAUCAUCAAUUUCAUUACCACCAAUGUUAGGUUUAGUUGAUGCUAAUCGUUAUAAUGAUCCAAAUUAUAUAAGCGAUACGAUUGUAUCAUUAUGGAAUAAAACUGUUGAAUAUUAUCGAAAUAAUUUAAAUAUUGAUAUAGAAAAUGUAAGAAAAUAAUCUAUUGUUCAUUCCAAAAAAAAAAAA